Tricharina praecox is the source of this 636-nucleotide messenger RNA. RefSeq names its product ribosomal protein L36-domain-containing protein. Gene Ontology annotation, biological process: translation. Gene Ontology annotation, cellular component: ribosome. The coding region runs from base 121 to 435 and encodes 104 amino acids. Lineage: Eukaryota; Fungi; Ascomycota; Pezizomycetes; Pezizales; Pyronemataceae. The transcript is spliced from 2 exons. The record is from RefSeq and is a predicted model, not a curated record. Gene Ontology annotation, molecular function: structural constituent of ribosome.
CACCUCACCUCACUCACCCACCUCACCUCACUCAACCCACCGCAGUGCACUGCUGGAUCUCGCUACCACUACCCCACCAUCCCACCACGCUCCCCCACCCCCGCCCCCGCCCGCUCAGUCAUGCUCUUCGCCCCGAGUGUCUUGCGCAGCCGCCUCUCUCGGCUCGCGUUUGCGUCCGUCUUGGCUCCCUUCGCGUCGCCGUCGGCCGCCAUGGCCCGCUCCUUCACCUCGAUCCCGAACACCUUGAGCUCGCGGCUUCGCAUCACACCGACACUAGGCGUCCCAGCCCUACUCCACCAGCAGACGCAACUGCGCGGCAUGAAGGUGCGGUCUUCGGUCAAGAAGCUCUGUGACGGAUGCAUGUCUGUCCGCAGAAAGAACCGGGUCUACAUUAUCUGCUCAAAGAACCAGAAGCAUAAGCAACGACAGGGUUGAAAUUUGCGGUUGAAAAGAUGGCGGCCCUACGAUUUUGUACGCUACGGUCUUGAUCGCUUGGCGGCGUGCGGGACGGAAUAUGCUGUUGCUGUACCUACUUACGUAGUACAAUAGAAGGCAGGCGUGCACGCUCCCAAGAAUCGGCUGUGAGGUGUGAUUGUGUGUUCCGGCCAAGAGCUGUGGUGCACCUCAGCCUUAGGG